AUGAAGGCCAGCCUCCUCUUCCUCGCGGCCUCCACGGCCCUCGCUGCCCCUCUCGAGAGCGUGCCCGUCGCUCGCAGCGAGAUUGGGUCUUUCCCCAUCGCCGAGCUUGAGGCUUACUACAACGCCGCUUACUCCGUCAAGCCCGAAGAGACCGCCGCUCUUAGCCCCGCGAUUUCCAAGCGCCAGUACAACGGCGACACCUUCAACCAGCUCACCGACGGCACGGCUUGCCGCAAGGUUACUUUGAUCUGGGCCCGUGGCACCACUCAGUCCGGCAACGUUGGUGAGGCUGGCUCCGAGGGACCCGUCUUCUUCAACGCCCUUGCCGGUCUCGUCGGAACCUCCAACUUGGCUGUCCAGGGUGUCGACUACCCCGCUAGCAUUCUCGGCUUCCUCGCCGGCGGCGACGCAGCUGGCAGCACCACCAUGGCCAACUUGGUUGCUCGCGCUGUGACCCAGUGUCCCAGCACCAAGAUCGUCAUGUCCGGCUACAGCCAGGGUGGCCAGCUCGUCCACAACGCUGCGUCCAAGCUCACCGCGGCCCAGACCGCCCGUGUCUCUGCCGAUCCGCUUGCUGACAGCUUGUACUAUGUAGUCCUCAUCUUCGGCGACCCGUUCGAUGGCCAGCCGGUUGGCAGCAUCCCUGCCUCCAAGGUCAAGGUUAUUUGCCAUGACGGCGACAACAUCUGCGACGGCGGUAUCAUCAUCACUGCCGACCACAGGAACUACGAGCAGGAUGCCCCGGCCGCGGCUGCAUUCGUUGCUGGCCUCGUUGCGUAA
Messenger RNA from Colletotrichum paranaense, 780 nucleotides. Its product is annotated as cutinase. Gene Ontology annotation, cellular component: extracellular region. Bases 1 to 780 code for a protein of 259 amino acids. Gene Ontology annotation, biological process: carbohydrate catabolic process. Gene Ontology annotation, molecular function: cutinase activity. Lineage: Eukaryota; Fungi; Ascomycota; Sordariomycetes; Glomerellales; Glomerellaceae. The record is from RefSeq and is a predicted model, not a curated record. The transcript is spliced from 3 exons.